Molecule: messenger RNA, 1557 nt
Organism: Entrophospora candida
Lineage: Eukaryota; Fungi; Glomeromycota; Glomeromycetes; Entrophosporales; Entrophosporaceae
Source: the annotation of a GenBank genome assembly
GUUGAAGAAACUUCACAUUGCAAUAUGAUAAUUCCAAAAGGUUCUAAACAUAAACAAUUUCACAAUCAUCCUCCUCCUCCACCUGAUAAAUUACCAAAUGGCAUUAAAAGUAACUUGCAAGCUUUAAUUGAACAAUCAAUUGACAAUAACAAUACCACCACACCAGGUUCAAUUUUGUCAGGAAACCUAAUCAAGGCUUAUUUUGAUAAUGAAUGUUUACCUGAAGUACAUUUGUCAUUAAAUAAUAUUGAUAAAUUAAGACAUUUGGUUGCUAAAUCUUAUAAUAAGUUGCAUCCUUUUGGUCAGGGAAUAAUGGGUGUCUAUCAUAAUUUAUUAAAUAAAAAUUUUGACUUAAAUAACUAUCUUAGAAAAAUUGAAUUUUACUCUAAGAAUGGACAAGUAUUAAUUAUUUGUAUGCUCAAACAACAAAUACAAGAAUUAUUAACCUUAGGUUUGAUACAAAUAGAUGUCAGUUUCAAGCAAGUUAAAGGGGAGUUAAAUGAAUUUGAAAUAAACAGAUAUGAUCCUGGGCAUCAUUUAGUAUUGACAUUUUGUCGAGUGUUCACAAAUGUUUUCACAGCAGAUGGUUACAAAAGAUUAUUCUUAUCUAUCUUUGAAAUUAUAAGAGAUUUAAGUGGGCAGGAACUCAAGUUUCAACACAUCCAUAAAGAAGGGAUUGGGUGUAUCUUGGGUGAUUUAGAUAUUGCACAGGCCAAAGGACUAGGUCUUGCAUUAUACAAUUUAGAUCCUGAAAAGGAUCCAGAAACUCAUUUAAUUCAUAUUUUUAAAUCAUGUCUGAUCCACUUUGAAAGAAAUCUUAGUCGUAAAGCAUUUAAACAAGCAACUAAAAACUUAAUCAAGCAAAUACCAUAUGCUUCAAAUCCAGAACAAGUUUAUCAUCUUAUAAAGCUAAUUGAAAAUACAAAUGAUGAUGGGAUUCAAGGUAAUCAACCAUAUAUUCUAGCAUCGUUAAACCAAUCUCUCUCUAAAAUUAACCCAGAUAUUUGGCACAAGUCUGGUAAUAACACAAAUAUCGCAGAGGCAGCUCAUUCUCUAGUAAAUAGAGAAGGAAAGCAAAUGAAUUUAUUAUCAGCAAUUUUGAGAGGGAAAAAAUAUGAUGAAAAUUGUUUUAGAACCAUAGAAAUUCACAAUAGUACAGGUGUUUCUAAAACACUUAAAGAUAAAAGUAAAAUAAAGAGGCUAAGUAACUCCAUGACACGUAAAAGGUUACCUAAUUCAAAAAAGAGUCAAGUGAAGAUGACUUCUACAAGUAAAAACAUUCCCAAAAAAAAGGGUAAAGAACCUGUUCAAUUAUCAGAUAAUGAACAAGCUGAAUCAUCAAAAAAAGCAAAACUUGAUAAUAAUAAUAAAGAAAAUAUGCUUCUUCAACUUGAAAUUGAAGAACGUAGAAUUUCCUUAGAAGAGCGUAAAAUGUCAUUGAAUGAACGUGCAAUAAAAGCUAAAAAAGAUGAAGCAGAAGCAAAAAAGUUAGAAGCAGAGGCUAAAUAUUUAGAAUUAGAAAAUAUCAGAAAAGGAAGAUUUAUGGAAGAUGUUUGA